CGCAAGCGAGUUAAUGGGCCAAGAUCACAUUUCUCUAGUGUCUCUGUAGAGUAGCUGUAACAGGGCUUCCGCGAGGGCAGUACAGAAUAUAGACGAUAGUAUAGAAUUACUUGGCCUAGUUAAGUUCACUCAACACCGCCUGGUCAGAUAUUCCACGCGAUUCCGAUGUCACCGAACGUGACACAGCAGGUCAUCGUUACAGCCCGUCACACAAAGACAGACAAUGUCCCCGCGCACAGACACGAAUACACGGAGCGUAGCGUCGAACCGACGGAGAGACGCGCAGCCCCCGACGGCGGCUGGGGGUGGGUCGUUCUCGCAGCUGCUACGAUAUGCUUGGCCUUCACUUGGGGUCAACAGAAAGCUUUCGGAAUUUACAUGAUAGAUAUCAUGGAUAUGCUAGGCAGUAAUGUCAUGCAUACGUCUACGAUUGGAGGCCUGAACACUGCUUUAUCAUAUCUUUUCGCGCCUCUGGCGAGUGUCAUGGAUAAGAAGUACGGUGCCCGGCGCACGUGCAUAGUUGGAGGUUUGCUCGCUGGAUCAGGACUGAUCCUUGGUUUCCUCACAGACAGCCUAAUCAUCCUCUGCAUCGUUAUCGGCGUCAUAAACGGCGUCGGUAUUGCCAUCAUUGUCAUCGCUUCAUUUUCGAUAGUCAACGAAUAUUUUGACAAGCGUGGCGCCAUGGCUACGGCCAUCUGCGUAACCGGUGCAGGCGUGGGCAGCCUGACAUGGCCAACGCUCACCAACAUUCUUGUGGAGGCGUACACGUACCAGGGAGCUUUCCUCGUAACCGGUGCCGCCGUACUUAACGUGAUCGUCUGCGGCCUUCUAUUCCGACCGCUUACCGAGCCAAGGCGAGCAGUCGCGCCGUCGACGACAGCUACAGGAAAUCAACGUGAUGAUCAACUAAACCAACGUGUCUCUAUCGUCGGAGUCGAUACAAAGAUGACUUCACGGAUGAAAUCGGUAGGGCAGCCUCAGAGCGAAGCCGGGCGAAGCGAGGAGCACUUUCUCACACUGACCGUUCCCAACGAGGAGGCUGGCUCACCGGCAACGUUAGAGGCUCAGCUGUGGGGAGAUCGCGAACGCUACAUGGAAGAUUGCGUUGACUGGUCUAAUAACGACGGUAGCCAAUCUAUCGGAAACACUGGGAUGAAUGGCAAGAAUGGAGCUACGACACCAGGCACGGCAGCUACUGUCACGGGCCAGCGUCAUAAUGCGGAAACGCAGGAAAACGCUGAGGGAUUCCAUCACCAUAAUACUUCUACUGACGAUGGGCCUCUGACGUUUACCGUUCAUAAUAUCUAUGAUGACGCAAUGCCGAUUUGGAUAGACACGCAGCUAGACGAUUGUGUGUCGAGCGAAGGCGGUAUGUGCCCCGCAGGUAAAUACAGACGAAAUAGCUUAGGCUAUGUAAGCAGUCCGAUGACAGUCGAACAACGAGUGGCACAUCUCCCGGUAACCAAAACAUCGGAAUAUCAAAAACCACUCACGGAAAUCGUUAGUCAGGUUCUUUCUCAGCAAUCCCAAGACGUAGACAAUGAUAAUCCCGACAACGGGAAACAAUGUUCGGUUCCGGUGGUCUAUCAAAGCGUACAGGACCCGUUGAAAUUAUUGAUCACGGCAGACUUUGACAGAGCUGAUCAAAGAAAUAACAUGCGCGUGGGGCGGAUUGAAGAUGCAGUAGUGGAGUUGGCGCUGGAGUGUGACUGA
Molecule: messenger RNA, 1713 nt
Organism: Priapulus caudatus
Lineage: Eukaryota; Metazoa; Priapulida; Priapulimorpha; Priapulimorphida; Priapulidae
Product: monocarboxylate transporter 5-like
Exons: 3
Coding region: 166-1713 (515 amino acids)
Biological process (GO): transmembrane transport; monocarboxylic acid transport
Molecular function (GO): monocarboxylic acid transmembrane transporter activity
Source: RefSeq, a predicted model, not a curated record